AUGGCGUCCCUACUCCGGCGGCCAGGCAACCUUGCUCAAUACUCGAGGAGAGCCGCGGAGUACAUCUACCGCGCAGGUCCCCGAUCCGCGUAUCUCUCCCAGUCGAGACUCUCGUCGCUGAUCGCAGCGCGCCAAGCGAGAACAUAUGCCACCCAGCAACCGGGGGGCCCGAAACCCCCGAACGGAGACGAUGGCAAGCAGCAACCGUCGAAUCAAUCACCCGGGCCCGAAAGCAACGGCCAGAAACCCGAGGAUUCCCAGGCGGCCCUGAGUUCGGAGGAGCAGGAGAUGGUGGGCCAUUUCAUGGACCACUUGAAGAACCGAGUGCCCGACUCGCAACAUCAAUUAAUCGACGAUAUGCACAAAAAUAUGAAGAAGGACGGCAUUCCGCCCAAAGUCCGUGAAUUCAUGGAUCGCUGGAUCGAAUCCGAGAGACCCCUGAGUCUGAUGGACUACGUUAACUUGAUCCGGUACAUGACGCAAUUCCAAUCGAACUACGAGGAGAAUCUACUGGAGAUGAGGCGCCAAACGAAAUCAUCACAAGAGUCGGAAAAGACGAAGGAGCAGAAACAGGGGCAGGAGGAACAGGAGGAAAGUCACCAGGAAAACAAGCAUGAGCAGAAGGAGGAGCAGCAGAAGGGCGACCAGCAAGGAAAGAACGGGGGCAAAAAGCCCGGUUUCAAUGUCAUGGAGAUUCGCUUCGAUCCUGCGUCCUUCCUGGUCACCUCGCUCCUAACGUACUAUACCUACCGCAGCUUCUUCCCCGGGGAAAACAAAAUGGAAAUCACGUGGCAAGACUUCCGGGCAGAGUACUUUGAUAAGGGUCUUGUUCAGAAGUUGACGGUCGUGAAUGAGAGUGUUGUGCGGGUUGAGAUGAACCGUGAUGCGCUGUCUCGUGUCCACCCUGAUUCCCCCGCCGUUAACCCGAUGUUCAACUUCUACUUCAGCAUCGGCUCGGUGGAUAGCUUCGAGCGCCGACUGGACCAGGCCCAGGACGAACUGGGAAUUCCUAGCGCAGAGCGCAUCCCCGUCUCCUACGUGACUGAAGUAUCGUGGGGUCCCACCAUCAUGUCCUUUGCCCCUACACUUUUGUUGAUCGGUUCGUUCUUGUGGUUUAGACGUGCUGCGGGUGGCGGAGGCGGCCAGAGCGGCCUCUUCGGUAUGGGAAAGAGCCGAGCCAAGCGCUUCAACCAUGAGACCGAUAUCAAAAUUAAGUUCUCGGAUGUGGCUGGAAUGGACGAGGCCAAGGUGGAGAUUAUGGAAUUCGUUAGUUUCCUUCAGCACCCGGAGAAGUUCCAGAAACUCGGAGCCAAGAUCCCUCGCGGUGCUAUUCUGUCGGGACCUCCUGGUACGGGUAAAACGUUGCUAGCCAAGGCAACUGCCGGUGAAUCAGGCGUGCCCUUCUUCAGCGUCAGUGGUUCCGAGUUCGUCGAGAUGUUCGUCGGUGUUGGUCCCUCCCGAGUGCGUGAUUUAUUUGCCAACGCGCGAAAGAAUACGCCCUGUAUCAUCUUCAUUGAUGAAAUUGAUGCCAUCGGUAAAUCUCGAGCGAAGCAGAGCUUCGGCGGUGGAAACGACGAGCGCGAGAGCACCUUGAACCAGAUCCUUACCGAGAUGGACGGAUUUAACACGUCGGAUCAAGUCAUUGUCCUGGCAGGUACUAACAGAGCAGACAUCCUGGACAAGGCUCUCAUGCGACCCGGUCGUUUCGACCGACAUAUCUCUAUCGACCGACCUACGAUGGAUGGUCGACAGCAGAUCUUCCGCGUUCACUUGAAGAAGAUUGUCACUGAUGAAGACAUUGACUUCCUCACUGGCCGGCUUGCAGCCCUGACACCCGGUUUUGCCGGUGCUGAUAUCGCAAACUGCGUCAACGAGGCGGCACUAGUUGCUGCUCGAGCCAAUGCGGACCGCGUUACCAUGAAGCACUUCGAGCAGGCAAUCGAACGUGUCAUCGGUGGUCUGGAGAAGAAGUCUCUCGUUCUUUCCCCCGAGGAGAAGCGUACCGUCGCUUACCACGAAGCUGGACACGCUGUCUGUGGCUGGUAUUUCCGCUGGGCCGAUCCUUUGCUCAAGGUCUCCAUCAUUCCUCGCGGCCAGGGUGCCUUGGGUUAUGCGCAAUAUUUGCCGGCUAACGGUGACACCUACCUGAUGAAUGUGAACCAGCUGAUGGACCGCAUGGCUAUGACUUUGGGUGGCCGUAUUAGCGAAGAACUGCAUUUCGAUACCGUCACUAGCGGAGCUAGCGAUGAUUUCAACAAGGUCACUCGGAUGGCCACCGCAAUGGUUACCAAAUUCGGCAUGUCUCCCAAACUAAAAUACAUUUACUACGAGGAGGACCCCAGCCAGCAGAUGCACAAGCCUUUCUCCGAAGAUACUGCUCGGGACAUCGACAUCGAGGUCCGCAGAAUCGUGAACGAGGCCCACGACCAAUGCCGCACUCUGCUCACAGAGAAGAAGAAGGAAGUCGGCAUCGUCGCAGAGGAGCUCCUUUCCAAGGAAGUCCUCGGCCGUGAGGACAUGAUCCGCCUACUGGGUCCCCGUCCUUUCCCUGAAUCUGGCGAGAUCACCAAGUACUUCAACAGCGCCAAGGGAGGAACCACCAUCGCGCCCCCUGAGCCAGCACAAUCAGAAGAGACCCAGGGCAAAGAUGGAAGAGACCAAACCCCGCAACCGACAUAG
This is a messenger RNA of Aspergillus melleus, 2679 nucleotides long. RefSeq names its product ATP-dependent metallopeptidase FtsH/Yme1/Tma family protein (gene AFG3). NCBI's taxonomy places the organism in Eukaryota, Fungi, Ascomycota, Eurotiomycetes, Eurotiales, Aspergillaceae. The transcript has 2 exons. Bases 1 to 2679 code for a protein of 892 amino acids. Gene Ontology annotation, molecular function: ATP-dependent peptidase activity; ATP binding; ATP hydrolysis activity. The record is from RefSeq and is a predicted model, not a curated record. Gene Ontology annotation, cellular component: m-AAA complex; membrane. Gene Ontology annotation, biological process: mitochondrial protein processing; protein-containing complex assembly.